Morone saxatilis (striped sea-bass) is the source of this 997-nucleotide messenger RNA. Its product is annotated as fibronectin type III domain-containing protein 9. Gene Ontology annotation, molecular function: protein binding. The coding region runs from base 242 to 880 and encodes 212 amino acids. Lineage: Eukaryota; Metazoa; Chordata; Actinopteri; Moronidae. The record is from RefSeq and is a predicted model, not a curated record. The transcript has a single exon.
GAAAAGGUGCUGUUAUCAAAGUAUCUUGUUAAUGAUGGAUGCUCAUUAUAGAAGCUCCUUGGUGAGAAGCACAAAAAUCUGAAAUUGGUGGACAUUAUAGCAUUAUAUUAAAGUAAUCUGAAUUCUUGUUUAUGUUAUCUCUCUUUUCCAGUUGACUGUAAUAACUGAGGAAAUAUUUCACUCAUAUCAACUCGGCUCUACAAGCAGACAGACAGACGGACUACAGAAACGGCCUUGCAUCAUGGGGAUUGCGGUCUACAACAUCUCCACCACCUCAGCCAGAGUGAGCUGGCCGUCGUCCCCCAGCUGCCUGGACACCUUCUACAGCGUCAUGUACGACCCGAACUGGAACAGCCUCCUGAUGGGCUACAAGCGGAAGAGUUUCAUGCACGAGGAACGCAUCCCCGUCAGUCAGACCAGCACACACCUGGCCAACCUCCUCCCCCAGACCGCCUACUUCUUGUGUGUGACGUGUCAGGCAGCCAAUCCGGUGCGGGACCAGUGCCAGGUGUUCAGCACUCUGAGCGAGAACAGCGAAGGUCACGACAGAGCUGGCUGGGAGCUCGCCAUGGGCGUCUGGCUGACCUGCUGCAUCUUGCUGCUGGUCAUCGCUGGAAUCCUGUUGUGGGGGUGUCUCCACACCAUCUGCUCCAUCCCCAGUCAGGCCGCAGACAGCUGCCAUGUGGUGACUAACUCGACCUGCCAAGACAUGUCUGGAUCCGGACGCCUCUACACUCCCAGAAGCAGCAGCGAGGACAGCACCAAACAUGCCACCAUCAUACAACGCUCCCUUCUCUCAGCGCAGACCACUGGCCACAUAAUUACCCAGGACCACGAGCUGAGGACGCUCGCUAAGCUUUCUGGCACAGAGCCAGUAUGAAUCAAUUGGAUUGAGGUCAUCAAUCGUUCUGCCCGGACUGAAUCGAGUAUUAUUAAUUACUGAUGAAAUCCUACGGAGCUCGGGAGGCAUCAAGAUGAAAAAAGAAAAAUAAUUGAA